Messenger RNA from Exophiala xenobiotica, 2492 nucleotides. RefSeq lists its product as uncharacterized. The record is from RefSeq and is a predicted model, not a curated record. Gene Ontology annotation, cellular component: membrane. The coding region runs from base 221 to 2383 and encodes 720 amino acids. The transcript has a single exon. Lineage: Eukaryota; Fungi; Ascomycota; Eurotiomycetes; Chaetothyriales; Herpotrichiellaceae. Gene Ontology annotation, molecular function: magnesium ion transmembrane transporter activity. Gene Ontology annotation, biological process: magnesium ion transport.
UCAAAUCCAAGGCUGCGCUGCAAUUUUCCAACCCUUGGACAGUCAAGCCGUCAUGGCUUAGGGGUGCGCGUAUACAACCGCCAUGUUAUUAUUCCAAUCCGACCAGUCAUAGCCUUGAUCUCGGUCCAGAUCUGUGCAGAGUUCACUGACCUCAGAACCGUACGAUAUUCGACGAGCUCGGCGGGAAACGUACGCAUACUCGAUCCGAGCCAUACUGGAGAUGCACAUCUCGAUGCCGAUUCCUUACAAUCCAUCUUCGCUCGACGCUUCUUCGACGCUUAUUCUAGAGUUGGUUACAGUCCGAGGUGUAGCACAGUUCGGCGAAGAUUCUCAACUACAACGAUGGUCCUCAUUCAUCGGUAUAGUCACAGCGAUCGUUGGGAAUCUCCUCAUAUCUGUCGCUCUCAACACCCAGAGGUACGCGCACAUCCUGAUAGAACGUAAACACAAUGGAAGCAGAAAGCCUCACCCGAAUGGAAUCGCAUCGCCAAUCCGCACUGGGUAUGGCACGGACGAACAGGAGCAGAUAGCAGAGGCGCGGAAAAAAGCCAAUCUGGGACUCCCCGAUCGCAAGGAAAGCACAGCCGAAGAUGGUACUCCUUCGGCGGAUGUUGACGUGGAAGGAGGCUUAGAAUCUCCUAUCGAAGAACCACGGCAGAAGAGUGAGCCCGAGAACGAGGAUGAGGGCCGACCAUCGUACCUAAAAUCGCCAGUUUGGUGGCUCGGGCUUGUGCUCAUGAUCAUUGGGGAAGCGGGCAAUUUCCUCGCCUAUGGCUUUGCACCAGCAUCGAUUGUCAGUCCUCUUGGUGUGGUCGCUUUGAUUUCAAACUGCUUGAUUGCUCCUCUCAUGCUCAAGGAACGCUUCCGGAAGCGCGAUUUCUUCGGUGUCGUGGUGGCAGUCGCUGGCGCUGUCGUCGUCGUCCUGUCGGCAGAGUCGAGUGAGGAAAAGUUCGGCCCUGGAGGUCUGUUGAAAACUAUUAAGAGGUGGGAAUUUCUGGUUUAUGUCAUCAUCACGACUCUGUUUAUUGUGGCUCUCAUGUACGCGGAACCACGAUACGGCCGGCGGACAAUCCUUGUUGAUCUUGGUUUGGUGGCCUUGUUCGGCGGCUACACAGCCUUGUCUACGAAAGGUGUUUCUUCCCUUCUAUCAACAUCUCUUUGGAAGGCGUUUGCAUAUCCCAUACUUUACUUUCUGGUGGUCAUUCUCGUCCUGUCAGCACUCAUGCAAAUACGUUACCUCAAUCGGGCUUUGCAGAUCUAUGAUUCCACUCAAGUGAUACCCACACAGUUUGUUCUUUUUACACUUUCAGUCAUUCUUGGAUCGGCGGUGUUAUACCGAGACUUUGAGCAUACAACUACAGCACAGGCCGUCAAGUUUGUCAUUGGAUGUCUAUUGACGUUUUUCGGUGUAUAUUUGAUCACGAGCCGCCGUGAGGGGUACACAAGUAUCGAUGAGCAGGAGGCUGAUGAGGAUGAGACUAUUCAGCUCAUCGACGAGGAAGCGGACGGAGUGGACGAACGAACACCAUUAACCAGGGACAGAAAAGCAUCGGUUGCCCCUGGGAUUGACGAUCAUCAUUCGGCGUUGGAAACAGUGGAGGAAUCAGAGGAUGAAGCUACCACACCGCAACACUCCAGGCCAGCAUCGUCCGUCCCAUCCAUUGCCUUCACGCCUGCUGAAUCCUCGGAAAGUCUGCAUCGUAAUCCUUGGCUGUCUUCAGCAGAGCAAAUCGACGCACCACCAUCGCCUCGGACACCACUUGGUGCCAGAGUACAGAGCGAAUCAUCCACGCCUUUCUUCACUCCAUUUACGUCUAAACCACUGAAGCGUUCCACUUCAUCGCCGGCAGGCCCGGAAACACCCAGCAAGCAAGGGACACCAAGACUCCCUAGUCCUGAACGUCCUGCAGAAGAUCCGUCCUCAACCACACAUUUUCUCUCUCGCUCAACACGCGGAAGCAUAUCACGCCUCAUUCCCGUCCCCGGUCCACUGCUCCCGCCACUGUCGUCGUCCCUCAGCGCGCUCGUUGCCGACUCGCUGCUCAAAGGCGAAGGCGCUUCUCGCUCAGUCCGCGCCAGUCUUCGCCGCAGGCGUUCGUCGCGACACUCGACAAACACGCGACGGCAGACCAUCCCCGUCUCGGACCCGGAGCACCCUUUAGGGCUGCACUUCCAGAAUCGAAGCGAAGACCAAAGCCUUAGCCGAGCACAGACGCACGAGGGCGCUGUCGGCGACGAAGAUACGCCACAGGAGGAUAUGGGCAAACAAAAGAGAAGGCUACGUGCCUUGAGCGAAACCUUCUCUGGCAUCAUGGGUCGUGGGAAGGGGAAGAAACGUGAUGACGUUGGAGAUUCGCAGGCCGACCGUACAUCUGGGGUUUGAUUGGAGAGGAUAUGGUCUCUUUUUGAUAUCAGCGUGGUUGAGCAUAGAUGGGACAUACCCGCAUAGUGGUAGUAAUAUGCUGUGACAAUUGAUUGCUUCAAUAGAAACA